Daktulosphaira vitifoliae (grape phylloxera) is the source of this 1919-nucleotide messenger RNA. RefSeq lists its product as uncharacterized. NCBI's taxonomy places the organism in Eukaryota, Metazoa, Arthropoda, Insecta, Hemiptera, Phylloxeridae. Bases 210 to 1826 code for a protein of 538 amino acids. The record is from RefSeq and is a predicted model, not a curated record. The transcript has 2 exons.
GUCAUUGUUAUAAUGAUCAUUUAUUAACUUCAUGGCUAAAACAAAAUGAUUAUUUGGAAAAUUUAACACAGUUUACUAUAAAUAAUGAAAUAAACAUAGUACAAGUAAAUGGCACAGCAGUAUAUAAUGAAGAGCACACUAGAGCAGUUUUACUGCCUUUAAGGUUUCAAUUUAAAACAUUUUUUGAACAUGGUAAUAAUUAUAAAAAAAUGUUGAAUAAUAUGAAUGAUUUAAAAACAAAUAAUACAGAUAAAAUAUCAAAUUUUAUACAAGGUAAACUUUGGAAACAAAAAAUUGUACCAUAUGAAGGAAAAAUUGUUUUUCCUUUUUUUUUAUAUGUUGAUGAUCUGGAAAUUAAUAAUCCUCUGGGCUCUCAUUCUAAAUUUCAAUCAAUUGCUGCAAUUUAUUAUAAUUUUCCGCUUCAUAAUAAUAAUUCUAUGCUGUCUAACAUAUUUUUAGCAUCUUUAGUUAAAUCAGUUGAUUUUAAAAUGUUUGGCAAUGAUAAAUGUUUAACUAAUUUAGUUAAUGAAAUUAAUUAUCUUGAAAAAGAUGGAAUAACUAUAACAACAGACGAUGGACAGUUGAAAAUAUAUUUCAUUCUUGGUUUAGUUUUAGGAGAUAAUCUUGGUGUCAACAGCAUUUUAGAAUUUAGUAAAUCUUUUUCAGCCAAAUUUUUUUGUCGUUUGUGUAAAGCACAUAAAGAACUUACUAAAGUUAUGUCUAUUGAAAACUCAUCAUUACUUAGAACUGUUGAUAAUUAUGAAAUAGACACAGCCAGUUUAAAUUUUAAAGAAUCUGAUAUUAUGCAUGAUAUUUUUGAAGGGGUGUGUCAUUAUAAUAUGUGUCAUAUACUCAAAUAUCUAACCAUUACAGUUCAAUUAUUUACUUUGGAUAAACUAAACAAUAGGAAAGAUAUAUUCAAUUAUGGUAGUUUAGAAGCUGGUAAUAUUUCACCACCUAUUCUUUCAACACAUAUAGAUUCUUUUCGAUUAAAAAUGUCAGCAAGAGAAAUGUGGACAUUUGUUCAUUUUUUUUCAUUGAUGGUAGGAGAUCUAGUACCAGAGGAUGAUGAGGUUUGGUUGUUUUAUUUAAACUUUUUAAAAAUAAUAGAUAUUUUAUUGAGUUAUUCUUUUUCUGAAAGUAAAAUUUCAUUGCUUACUGACUUGAUAAAACAGCACCAUGAAAAUUAUAUUUAUUUAUUUAAUGAUACCUUAAAACCAAAGCACCACUUGAUGGUGCAUUAUCCAAAAAUAAUUAAAGAGUCAGGGCCACUGAGACAUUUUUGGUGCUUUAGGUUUGAAGGUAAACAUAAAGAAUUUAAAACGUAUGCACGGGUUACUUCAUCUAGACGAAAUGUUACAUUAACGUUAGCUAAAAAAUUUCAAAUUAGAUUUGCAGGUUAUAUAAUGAAUUUAAAUAAACCUGACAUUAUAGCAUGUGAAAAACAUAUAUUAUUUAAUUCACUAUCAUUUGAAAAAGAAAUUUUAAUUAAAACUGGUAUGAAUCCAGCAGAUUAUAAAAUCUACAGAGAAGUACAAUUUAAUGGAAUUUCUUAUAAGUAUAAUUUAUACUUGAGCAAACACCUAAAUGGUUAUCUUUUUAAAAUAGAAGCUAUAGUUGUUGUAAAAAAUAUCAAUGUAUUAAUUUUAGCCAGAGAAAUUUUACUAAAUAAUUAUAAUCCACACUAUGCAGCUUAUGAAGUACCUAAAAACAUUAAUAUCCAAGAAUUCUCUAUACAUAAUAUCAAUGACUUUAGAGGACCACCAGUAAAUACAACAAACAUAUCAUCAGGAAAAGUGUUUAUUCGGUUAAAAGAAUAUUUUUAGACAUAUUAUUCAAAAUAAUUAAAAUAUUUUAAUAAUUUACUAUUUUUUCAAGUCAAACAAGGUUAAAUUCAAAUUAUUUUCUAAGGAUUGAAU